This is a messenger RNA of Astrephomene gubernaculifera, 2791 nucleotides long. The record is from the annotation of a GenBank genome assembly. Lineage: Eukaryota; Viridiplantae; Chlorophyta; Chlorophyceae; Chlamydomonadales; Astrephomenaceae.
UCGUAGUGAAGUUUUGGCAACACCAACCGUUGGUGUAUCCGGGUACGGUAAUUGUCAAUCCACGCCAACAAUGGGGCAUGAAGCUGCGUGAACGGACAUACUUCCAUUAUCUCUUUCGCUUCCAUGUCGAUGAUUUCACGGAUGGGGCCUCAAACCUUGCGUGAACCCUUCGAGCUCGCUUUUGCUACCAACAUCACGGAAGAGCUACCCACGUUUCCUUGAUAUAGUAUAAAUAACAUGCUACGAGAGUCACAAUUUCUUCCCACUUAAACCAUUUGCACAACAUAAGAGCACCAAAUUGGCAAGGGCUGGUCAGCCAGCCUUUUCGUUCAUCGCUUGGGAUGCUACAAUUGGAGCAUACAGGAAAUUGGAAGACAGUACAGUGGUGACAAGCAGACAGGACGACUUGGUCAUCCUAGUUGAAGCGGCCUAGGGGCGCGUGCGCGACGACCAAACCCGCCAGCUCAGAGCCUUUUACACAUCACUACAUAGGCACGUAAUUGGGCGGUCGUCUUGCUGCUGGCGAAGAUGGCCGAUGUACCCAUCACAGCUACGCAAGGCUACCAGCCGCUGACACGGAUGCAGGAGAAGGCAGCCCAGCUGCGUCAGGAGCUGGACGCCAUCUCCAAGGCGGAGCGGCACGCGCAGUUCAAGCGCCAAGUGCCGCAGGCGGGCGCCGUGCCCAGCUCGCCCUCCUCCCGGCGCUUUCCCCGUCCGUCCACCAGCAUAGGCCACUCGCCCUCCACCACACACAUCAGCAUCUCCGCCUUCGCUGCCGGCAGCACCGGCGGCGCAGCGCCCUCCCCGGUCAGCGGCGGCGGCGGCGGCGGUGCAGCAGCUGCUGCCACGGAGCGCCCCCCCUCCGCCUCCGCCCUCACCUCCCGGCUGUCCUCCCGCCGCGCCUCCACUGCCAGCGGGGUGGCAACGGACGCCUCAGGGGACGAGCAGCCGCAGGCACAGCAGCAGCUGCAGCGGCCUGGAAGCUCUAGGAGGUCCCUGCUCGCGGCUCCCCAUGGCGCAUCCUCCGGCGGCCUGCGUCGCGGUGUGCGCGCCUCCCGCGGUGCCGGCAUGCGCGAGAUGGGCGACUACGCGGCCGCCAUCAGCCGCCAGAACCAGCUGGAGGACAUGGUGGCGGAGCUGGAGGACCGGGUGCGGCUGCUGUCCUCCGACAACGAGCGGCGCCAGGAGAGCUACAUGCGGCGUGAGGAGGAGCUGCGGGGGCAGGUGGCGGCGCUGGAGGACCAGCUGCGGGUGGCGCGGGGGGAACGGGCGCAGCACCCCGUGUUCGGCAAGGCGGCAAACAACAUACGCGAGCUUCACUCCCAGGUGGUGACCCAGAUCGAGGGGCUGCUGGACGCGCAGGAGGCGGCGCUGCGGUCCGAGGAGCAUUCCACGCUGCGCCGCUUCACCACGCGGCUGGGGGAGCUGGAGGCGGUGGUGGCGGCGGAGAAGGGGCGCGCGCCGCCGCCCGAGGAGGCGGACUCGCUGGACCGGGUGCGGGCGCUGCGGCAGGAGCUGGACAACAUGCAAGCGAUUGCGCAGGUACUCGACAAGAAGCACGGCAUCCUGGCAGACGAGAACGCCCGCCUGCGCUCGCAGUUCAAGCUGCAGGAGGAGGACAGGGAGUACCUGAUCAAACAAACCGUGGCGCUCAAAAAGGAAAACGCGGCGCUCCGAAACCAGCUAGCAGCCGCCGUACAGGAGGUGACGUCACUCUCACAGGAGCGGGACGAGCUGCUGGCAGCGGUGACGGCGGCGGGGGGUACGACAGGCGGCCCCGGCGGCGGCUUCGGCCUUGGCGGCGGCAGCAUCCUCACUCCCUCCCCUCGACCUCUAUCCUCCCGCAGUGCCGCCGCCGGAGGCGGCGGCGGCGGCAGCAGCACCAAUAGAUCCGGAGUAUCAGGGUCCUUGUCGGCAGCCGCCGCCGCCGCCGCCGCAGGCGGCGGCUCCGCUUCCUCCUCCCAUGACGCCGCCGCCAUCGCCAUCAAGAUCCAGCGCUAUGAGGACGUGAUUGACAGUCUGAAGCGGCUGCUGGAGUCGGAGCGGCGGCGCACCAAGCAGGCGCGUGCGGCGCACACGCUGGAGCUGCAGCAGCGGACGUGGCUGCAGGGGGUGGUGAGGCAGUGCGUGGAGGACGUGAGGGAGAAGCGCAAGGCGCUAGAGGCGGAGGCCCACCGCGAGCAGCUCUCAGUCGACCGCGCCACCGCCCGCUCCCGGCCCGUCAGCGCCCUCCGACCCCCGCCGCCCUCCGCAGCCGUCGCCCGACCCCUCUCAGCAGCCCUCCGAGCCCGACCCGCUAGCCCCGCCAUCACAAGAACAAACACCAUGGCUGCAUCGGCAGCGGCCGCAACGGCGCGAAGUGCCCGCGGCGGCGGUGGCAGCGGCGGCGGGUUGUUAUCGUACGACAGCGGCGGCAGCGGCGCCUCCGCUGCUGACGAGGACUGCCCUCCUCUCAGCCCCUCGGAGCGCGAGCAGCUCAUCUCCUCGCUGCUGUCUCAGGAGGGGGUGCUGCAGGCGCUGUUCGAGCGGGCCUUCCCCGGCGUGGCUCCGCACCCGCCCUCCGACCCCUACCUGGAGCGGAUGGCGGCCUGGCAGGAGCAGCGGGAGGCGCAGGUGGUGGCCAAUGCCAAGGUGCUGGCAGCUGCCAAGAACGCGGUGCUGCCCCCCGCCACGGCCCUCAAGGAGUCCACCCCCGGGGGGCUGCUCAUCAAGGAGGUGGCCACAAGGCCCUGGAUCCUCAACGUGGAUGCCAUGCUGGCGGAUUUCCUGGGUGGGGGUGUGGGAGGCGGUG